GCGUUUCCACCCGGGAGGGGCUGUGGGGCUGCAGCUCCGGCGUUGCGGGGUCCUAGCCUCGCGACUGCGGCUCGCUGGGAUGCUGCCGCGCGGGAAAAGCAUGGGCGACUCUGUGGGAGAGCGCGGUCGCCUCCGGCGCUACCCCAAGCUCCCAGUGUGGGUCGUGGAGGAUCACCAGGAGGUCCUGCCUUAUAUAUACCGGGCCAUUGGCUCAAAGCAUCUUCCUGCCAGUAACAUAAGUUUUGUGCAUUUUGAUUCACAUCCAGACCUCCUCAUUCCUGUGAAUAUGCCAGCUGACACAGUGUUUGACAAGGAAACACUUUUCGGAGAAUUAAGUAUUGAGAAUUGGAUUAUGCCUGCAGUUUAUGCUGGCCAUUUUUCUCAUGUGCUGUGGCUUCAUCCCACAUGGGCUCAGCAAAUCAGAGAGGGCCAACAUCACUUUUUAGUAGGCAGAGACACUUCUACCACAACAAUCAGAGUUUACCACACACAGUCCAGGGCCUAUGUGGCAGUUUACAGGGUUACAAGUACAGAUCAUUACUUUCUAAGUGAUGGUCUUUAUGUAACUGAAGACCAGCUAGAGAACCAAAAACCUUUACAAUUGGAUGUAAUUAUGGUAAAACCUUAUAAACCCUGUAACAAUCAAGAAGAAAAUGAUGCAGUGUCUUCUGCUAAGAAGCCAAAGCUAGCACUGGAAGAUGCAGAAAACACUGCCUCUACUAAGUGUGACUCUUAUUCAGAAGGACUGGAAAAGGACACAGUGACACAGAGGAGGGACCAAACUUGCCUAGAGCAACCAUGUUCAUGUUCUUAUGAAAGCCAAGAAUGUCAGACUACAGUCAACACUGGGGAGAUUCUGGAAAUUUUGAAGAAAGGGGAUGCAUUUAUUUUAGAUAUUGACUUGGAUUUCUUUUCAGUCAAGAAUCCCUUCAAAGAAAUGUUCACUCAGGAAGAGUACAAAAUCUUACAAGAGCUGUACCAGUUUAAAAAACCUGGUACCAACCUGACAGAGGAAGACUUGGUAGAUUGUGUUGAUACUCGAAUUCAUCAGUUAGAAGAUUUAGAAGCUGCUUUUGCUGAUUUAUGUGAUGGUGAUGAUGAAGAAACUGUACAGAAAUGGGCUUCCAACCCUGGAAUGGAAUCACUAAUUCCACUUGUACAGAGUUUGAAAAAACGGAUGGAAGUACCAGACUAUGAAAUGGUUCACCAGGCUGGUCUAACCUGUGAUUACUCAGAACUUCCUCACCAUAUCAGCACAGAACAAGAAAUUGAGUAUCUUAUUCAGUCUGUAUAUUAUUUACUGAAAAAUUUACCAAAACCUACUCUUGUGACAAUUGCAAGGUCAAGUCUGGAUGAUUACUGUCCUUCUGAGCAAGUUGACACCAUUCAAGAAAAAGUCCUCAAUGUGCUACGCUCCCUCUAUGGGGCUGUAGACAUACAGCUGGUGUACUUAGCAGAAUGUUCUCCAUCUUGAAACAACAAAACACUAGGCUCCUAUUACAUCUUUUUUUUUUUUUUUAGGGUUUUCAUUAACUUAUUUGUAAAUGAGUCUUCCAGAAAAGACUUUGUUUUUAUAUUAACUUUAAGUUAAAAUCUUUCAGGUAUUUUGAAUCUCAAAACAGAUAUCAUCAGUUGUCAAAAGAUGACAAUUUUUUUGACAUCAAGUCUUCCCCCCACAAUUGAUUGUUGCUUAUUUUUCUUCCUUUCCAUCAUUGUCUUCUUCAUUUUGUAAGGGUUGGUUUUUUUCCUCUUUUCCCCCUACGUCAAUUGGACUAUACAAAAUUCAUUCAUUUAUUCACUCAACUGACAUUUAUUGAGCACUUACAUGUGCCAAACAUAAUUAAGUGCUGGGUGUAUGGUAAUGAACAGAAUAGACAGGUCCCCUGCCCUCUUACGGGACAGCUGAGAAACAAAUUACGGAUUAUGAGAAGUAUUGUGAAGGAAAGAACAACCAUAAACACGUCUUAGGCAUGCUCUUAGUACUCAGGGUACCUAGCUGUAUAAGAAAGUAACAUUCUCAAAAGCUACUACCAAAAAAAUAAACUUGCCAGUCCAUGAAAAUCAGAAAAUCUACCUUUCCAAGACUGUCAGGGUUGUGGCCCAGCUGUUGCUGCAUAUUCUCACAUUGUUGGAGUGGAGGAGGUCUAUUUGAGUAAAGUCAACUAGCAAAAAUUUUCUUUGCUAAUCAGAAAAGCCCUGCAGGGUUUUUGGUGCCUCCAAAUUAUCAGUAUGGGCAUUGAUUAUCAUUAUAGUUCCUAAGUGCCACUUUAUUGGCAGUCUGGGUUGAUAAUUUCGUCAAAUAAACCAGCUUUUAGUGUAAAUGGAAAAAAGAGGGUGCCUGGGUGGCUCAGUCGUUAAGCGUCUGCCUUUGGCUCAGGUCAUGAUCCCGGGGUCCUGGGAUCGAGCCCAGCGUCGGGCUCCCUGCUCCGCGGGAAGCCUGCUUCUCCCUCUCCCACUCCCCCUGCUUGUGUUCCCUCUCUCGCUGUGUCUCUCUCUGUCAAAUAAAUAAAAUCUUUAAAAAAGAAAAAAAGAUAAAUCCUUAAUUCUGACCUACCGUAAAUACCCGAAGACUCAACUGCCUUCCACCAGAUUCUCCAUGAGUAAGAGAACCUACCUGAGUCCUUCUUAAUCAUGGAACUUUUCAUUUGCUUAAUUUACCAAAGUCUUCCCUCUUCAGUAUUCCUGAGGUUCAGCAAUCAUUUUUACCUACCUGAUUUCUUUUUUUUUUUUAAAGGUAGGAUGGCAUUUAGAGGGGGAAAAAAACACCAAUCCAUUCCUCAAUCCUAAUACAGCAGUUGUUUUCAUUUUUGCAUGUAACUUUUGGGCCUUGACCACAUGUACAUGUUGAGUUGCAUGUAGCUACAAUUGUAAUGUGUUACCUAACUUGAUGGCUAAUACCCAAGUCCCAUAACCAUCGUCACUCAAUAGAUGGCACCAGAUCCCAUUUUUCCAAUGAUGCUGUUUUCCAGCAAAUUUUUCUUGUCACCAAAUUGAUUUCCCAAGGCUGAUAGCAUGAAUGCCUAUUUCUGUUGUGAAAAGCAAAGCAAAGUGAUGCUACUUUCCAUUUUGAUAGAACAUUAUGUGCCAAAAAGUUUUCUCUGUAAAAUCAGAAUUGUAAAACAGUGCUAUUUAUUUUUAAAUUUAAAAAAAAAUUAUUAGAUUUCUGUAAAUGGAUGUUACUUUUAUGAGUAAAUUAUUUUGUGUGCUAAAAGAAAUAAAAAGGUGUGUUUUGAGGUUUUAAAGAUUUAAAACCAAACUAGCACUAGUUGUAUAUGAUCUCAGUGUGUUCAUAGUACUGAUCUUAUGAUCUGCUUGAGUAGUCAUUUAUUACAAUUCCCAUGAACUCGAUGUGAUUCAUCAUUUUUUUAACUCAGGUAGAAUAAAAGGGCAUGAGUUUCUUUUUUUCAGAAUAUUCGUUGUUUCGUCCUCCUGCUCUGUGAUUCUCUUUGAAUCAAAUUCAGCCCCUAUUUGUUGACUAGCACCAACUUGGUAAAUUAUGUCACUGCAUUUCAAAUAGGAAGAUACUUAGUUUAUCAAGACAUCCUUCAUGUGUGUUCUAAGUACCAAUGAGGAAUACCACCAUACAGGGUUUUGGAUUAUGUACAAAUAUCACGGAAGCAUGGGAUUUUGAGCAAUUUUUUAAAAACUGUGACUUAAAUAUAAGCAUUGACCAGAGCUUUGGUAGUAAAAAGUAUAUAUUCCCCAGUAUCCAAGAAGCUAAGUCUUUUUUUUCCUUCAGAAAUAUUUUUUGUAGACCUCUGUCUUUGAGUGUUCUGGGUCCUCAAGGAGCACUUAGUCAAGGUUCUUCACUCUUUAUAGGAUAUUCUCUCUAAAUCUUUAUUCUGUUUUAGCAGUAGUGGCCCUGGAUUGCUGGCAAUGUAUGCAUCAUACUGCUAAUAGUUUAGAGUCAGUGGUGUUGCUUAGUACAGGAUUAUCUCAUUCAGCACACAUCUUAGGAGAAAGCACUUGCAUGAAACUGAAGGAGUUUUUAUUGGCCGUCUCAGAACGGCUCGAGAUACGUGAGGAUCCUUAUUGGACUGUGCUUGGUCAUCCUGAGUCACAGCACUCUUGUAGUGCUUGUUUCUAAACUAACUGGUCCUGCACUGUCUCUGUGGUUUUGUUGUUCCAGCUGCACUCCUAGGAACCCAAACAUCGGUGCCAUCCUGUCCCUUUAUUCUCAUUUGGGUGCAAAUGAAGUUACGGUGACUGAGGAGGUUUCUAUGAACCUGGAUUCUUAGGAGAGAGUUCUCUGAACGGCUCUCCUGCAAGCAAGGAUUCUGGGAUGAUGCUCCUUGCAUCUCUAGCUCUACCAUUCUGGACAUGUGGCUCCCUGAGUUGUCCUGGAGGAUAUCUCCGUUCUAGCUAGCAGAAGGCUAGGAAGAUGGCGGGUUACAUGCAGAAGACUUCAGGUGCGAGGCUCAUCAUUUCCUAACUGCACCGGAAGCUGAGAAAUCACCCUGCUGUGUGCCCAAAAAGAGGAGGGAAAAGGUUUGGUGAGUACCUAGCAUUCUCUCCCACAAGACCCAAGGACGUACUAGAAUGUAAUGUAUAGUCAGGCCGGCAUUUUAUAUCAGUGGGGAAAGAUGAAAUAUGCAGUAAAUGAUGCUGAAGAACUGGAUAGCUAGCACAAAAAAAUGAAGUUGGAUUCCCAAUUCACUCCUUACAACAAAAUAAAUUACAGUUGGAUCAAAUUUGAACAAAAAGAAGGAAAGGAGGGAGGGAAGAAAAGUAUUAGAAAACACAGGGGAAAAGGGAGGCCUUUUUAUAAAUCAGCACGCCUACCCGGAAGAUUCAAAAAAAUAUUGGGUGAGGAUUGUGUAGGCAUUCACCUAAAUACAACCAUCCCAGAUUUCACAAUCCUAUUUCUUCCCUUCCAUGGCUCUGACAUUAAGAUAGGACACCUGCUCUGGCCGUGCAUUAGGUCUCCAUUGCAGCUCUGACAUUUUUAUGAUGGGAUUUUGAGGCUAAUUUUUGGCAUAGUCUGCCCGCCUGCUGCAAGAGGUGAGGGUCUAAUUAAUUAAAUUUGGCCAUGAAAGCCUUCUAGCUUUCACAGCAUGCCCUGAAUUGAUAGUUGGCUGACUGAUGUGCCAUUCUCCAAGGCUUCCAGGUUAAACCCGCAAUGAGACUCUCGUUGCUCCCUGAAUAGGGAGUGAACAAAUUCUCCAGUCCCAUUCUUGAGUGUCAACUUUCGAGGACCAAACCUGGUACCAUCUAUUUUAGUUGAGGUCCUCCCAAAGCCAGUAUUGAGGCCAGAAUUUGAGUGCAUGUGGUUUAUUUGGGAGGUGAGAUCAGGACGCGAGGGAGUAGGGAAAGUGAGGUAGGAAGGUGGAAACGUUAGUAAAGGAUAUUUCAAUGAGAAGAUCACUGCUGUAGUCAACAAGAGUUCCAUUCCACUCAGGAAUCGGCAAGGAUGUGGCUUAGAGUCGCCGACUGAGGGAAAGGGAAACUUGUGCAUCUAUCCACUGGUUCCCGUUCCUCAUAUGUUGAAAGUUACCUCCGAGAGCCUAAUGGGCUGUUACUUUCCAGCCACCCUGGAGUGCCCAGCCUUGCAUUAGCUACGGAAAUUCCUGUGGCGCCGCACAACGAUUCAGGAAGAGAAGCAGAAAGAACCAGACACAAGGGCUCUCGUGUGAAAACAAUGGGUACAGAAAGCGCUUGGAAGGACUGUUCUAGGAAAUGGACAGCAGAGGAAGAAAUCGUGCUUUUUAAUUUUUUUCUACGCUAUGCUUGUCUUAGUUUCUGGGUCAGUAGUUUUCCUUGAGGGAGCCUUAAUUUUUAAUUAGUAGAACAGUAUCAGCCUCAGCCAAGGCCCUUAGUGCACGCACAAUCCACUGUGGGAUGAUCUCAGGAACGUCAGUGUCCGUGAACGUUGGCAAGCUCACAGCCACAAAGGCAGCAACACCCCGAGGGCCUCGUGGGAGCCAAGUACCCCUGCUUUCCGGUGCGGGCAGGGCGAGCUGUGCCUUCAGCGUGUGCCUGGGUCCUGCUGCCCUCCAAGGCUCCAGCUCCAGCGGCUGUUCCUUUGUACCUUUCUAGGAGGGCAGCUUCCGUCAUUUCUCUCUUCCUCUAGAAGCUCCCUCAAAGCUCCAGAGCAAGGAAAUCCCAAGAGAGACCCAAGAGCAAACUGUGGUGCUGUCUACCGUGGUCUUGGUGGGAGUUGUUGUGGGCACGAUUCCCCCGGCCUGGUGUGCUUUGCUCUUUGUAGAUGUGGGGCUGCCAAGGCUGCUGGGCUUGGCCUUGUGUAGCUCACAGGAAAAUUCGUGGUGUCCCCUAGUCCCCAUGAGGAGUGUGAGGUGUCGCUCUGUUUCCAGCAGUGACAACAGAGAGCGUCAGGGCUCAGCAUCUUGUGUUUGAGAUGAUUGAUACCCCGACAAUUGGGUCCCAUGAGAAGGUGGCAUCUUGGCUGAGGCUGUCAAUAACAAGCACUUUGUUUUGAGUUUGGAAGGUGUGUGGAGUUCUUUGUAUUUAGAGUGCCUCUGAGAGGCCCACACCUAGCAGAAUUCCUCAGAGGACUGGGGAGGACUGGGGGGCGGGGGGUGGUGGAGAAAGAAAGAAACUCUGUUUUGUGGCUUUGGUUACCAAACCACCUGACCUAGCCCACAUCUCAUCUUACUGACCUUCUAGCACCACCCCCCAUCCCACCACUCACCUACAGCACUCUCUUCCUUACCUCUGCUCAGAGGCUGUCCUCACCUCCCCUCUCUGCUCAGAGGCUGCCCUCACCUCCCCUUUCUGCUCAGAGGCUGCCCUCACCUCCCUUUUCUGCUCAGAGGCUGCCCCUCACCUCCCCUCUCUCCCAGAGGCUGUCCUCACCUCCCCUCUCUGCUCAGUGGCUGCCCUCACCUCCCCUCUCUCCUCAGAGGCUGUCCUCACCUCCCUUCUCUGCUCAGAGGCUGCCCUCACCUCCCCUCUCUGCUCAGAGCUGCCCUCCCCUCCCCUCUCUGCUCAGAGGCUGCCCCCCUCUCCUCCCUGCUCAGAGCUGCCCUCCCCUCCCUUCUUUCCCAGAGGCUGUCUUCACCUCCCCUCUCUUUCACACGCUGCCCUUACCUCCUCUCUGCUCAGUGGCAAUCUAGCCUCUCCUGCUUCUUGAGCUCUGUUCUCCUCCUGUCCAUAUGUGGUUCUGACUCCCAGAGUUUUCACACGAAGAAGACUGAAUACAUAGUUUCUCUGGCCCUGUUUGCUCUCUUCUAUCCCCACUGGAGCUGAUCCUCACAAAUGCAACAAAAGUUGCCCCUUAGUUCUACUCUGAUGCCUCUCCAGGCUCUAGCAACUGCUAUAGUCAGUCAAGAACAGCAGACCAUGGCUCUGGCUUGCUGUGCUUACCUGACGCUGUUGCCCAGGUGGGUAGUAAGGCAUCUUGGCCAAAUUAUAUACAAGGGAAGAUGCCUAAGACUUUGUUAAUCUUUGGCCCCGGAAUGAAUAAAGUCAGCAUAUCCUGCCUUCUAGUAAAGUGAGAGUUGUGGGAUGGGUUGAGUCUCAAGAAAGAUGAAGCUCACAUUGGCAUUGGAUGGAUAUGUAUGGUGACAGCAGGCCAGAUCUUUCUUCCCUUUGGCAGAAUGAGGUGGCUAAUCAUGCAUAGAGAGAUGGGGGACUUUUCCCCGGUAACUGGAGGCCACAGUGACCAAGAACCCAGGAUCAGUGACCCUGGGAAGUCAGUGUAGAGAAGAAAUGUCAAGAGAGCCAAGGAUUGGUUGACAAGAGGGUCAUCGUGGCAGGCAGGGGAUGAUAAAAUGGAGAGGGGGAUGUGUUGUGAGUUGGGUCUUCCAGGAAGCUGACUCUGAGUUGGAGAUUUGUGCAUAGUUAGCUGAUAAGGGAGUGAUGCUGGGAUCAACACCUGGGGAAGGAAGAGAAGAAAGCACAAUUGGGCAGAAGGCGGAGUUGGUCUGUGAUGCAGUCUUAACAGAGGACUUAGCCAACCCCAUGGGGAAAUCAGAAGCUGAAAUAACUCUUCAGAGUUGUCCUGAAUUGGGGCAAGGAGCCUGGAUCUUUAUUUUGCCUUAAGAAGAGGGUGUGCUUUGCUCUUUUUAGCUAAGGCAAUUCCCAAAGAGGGCUAACAGCUGAGUACUAGCCCUGAAGGGGGACUGUAGGAAGCAGUGCCCUGAGGUAUCCACUAUACUGUGCAAUUUAAGGAAUCACAGGCAGGAUGCCCAGAGAAAGGGAAUCUCCCAAAGGUCUGUGAAGAAUUAACAAAAGCUCUCGUGAGGUAUUGUGAGGGCUAGACCAAGAAAGGGUCUGUCCACACCCCUGUCCCCACCCUGUCCCCACCCAUCCCUUCUUUACCUUGGUAAUUUCACAGGAGCACUGUGGUUGGGAUGAGAGAGGCCCUACCAGGAUUUUAGCCCACCUAGGGCCAACAGGAAGUGACCAGCUCUUUUUGCAAAAGAUUGGACCACAAAGGUUUUGACUUUGCAAUAUGCUGAUCGGGAAGCUACUCCCUACUGCCCAGGUUUCUGACAUUGGCUUGGCCCAGUGUGGCAUCUCUCCAGCUGCUAGCACAAUAGGUUUCUAGAAGACUGGCCAAUUUUCGGGUGCCUGGGUGGCUCAGUUGGUUAAGCGACUGCCUUCGGCUCAGGUCAUGAUCCCAGAGUCCCGGGAUCGAGUCCCACAUCGG
Molecule: messenger RNA, 8611 nt
Organism: Mirounga angustirostris (Northern elephant seal)
Lineage: Eukaryota; Metazoa; Chordata; Mammalia; Carnivora; Phocidae
Gene: CUNH5orf22
Product: chromosome unknown C5orf22 homolog
Exons: 12
Coding region: 80-1474 (464 amino acids)
Source: RefSeq, a predicted model, not a curated record